Molecule: messenger RNA, 879 nt
Organism: Caenorhabditis remanei
Lineage: Eukaryota; Metazoa; Nematoda; Chromadorea; Rhabditida; Rhabditidae
Exons: 4
Coding region: 1-879 (292 amino acids)
Source: RefSeq, a predicted model, not a curated record
AUGCUCCAUCCCCUUCUUUUCUACUUUUUUCUCCAUCUGCACUUGGCCUACUGUAACUAUCAAGCCUCCCAUCAUCAAGACCAUUCUGCACCUGGUUACCAUGGAAGCUAUCAUCACGAAGUGGGUCAGGAGCUUCAGAAUAUUCACGAUGACAUGGCGAAUGGGUACCAGCAUCAUCAGGAUUUAGGUUACCCAACGGGACCGCCAUCGCCAGGUCCGGAUCAUGGAUAUCAUGAUCCCCACCAGUAUGGCUACCCAUCUGAACCCUCCCUUCCAUUAUCUCCAUCUGCCGGUUCAUGUCUCUCCAGAAUCCGUUUGGCGGCCUCAUUUGAUCCAACAAUAUCUUCAAAAAUUAAUAGAUUUAUCGACUCGAUGAGAAUAGAUAGAUUGAGAGCAUAUGUUUGUGAGAGGACCGCCUAUUUCUGCGAUGAGCACCAGCAGAAAGAAGUGGGAGAUUUGUUCCAUCAAUACGAUAGAUCAAUUGAGAUAAUUGAUCAAGUGAGACAUCAACUGACAAGUACGGAGAAAGAUCAACUGAAUAUGAUGGAGAAUUUGAAUGAUACACUCGCUGAGCAAGCGUUUUUUGUUUAUAAAUUUCAUCAACUAAAUCCUGUCGACUUGGCUGUUCUCACCUCUGCCAAAGCGUCCUUAACCACUGCCCUCUCUGCAACUGCUCCAGAUGCAGCAUUGAGUAAAUCUAUGGGCUCAUUUACCCCACAAGAUCUAGAGAGAUUGGCGACACUUCCCGUCAAUCAUCUUCCCGAAGAAGUGCGAACUCAUUUGGCACGAUGUCAGAUCACAUCUCCAGAAGUCGUUCAUGACACUGUCGCCUUUUUGUUAUCCGUGAUUGGGUCGAAACAGAAUAAUUAUCGUCGGUAA